Messenger RNA from Saccostrea cuccullata (small rock oyster), 1086 nucleotides. RefSeq lists its product as uncharacterized. Bases 1 to 1086 code for a protein of 361 amino acids. The record is from RefSeq and is a predicted model, not a curated record. NCBI's taxonomy places the organism in Eukaryota, Metazoa, Mollusca, Bivalvia, Ostreida, Ostreidae. The transcript is spliced from 12 exons.
AUGUUAGCCUAUCCUGUAUCCCAGUACAUACCAACAGAGGAACUGCUUGAGAAACCUGAUUUCAGUGUUACAACUAAUCCUGAAAUAGAGGAAGCUUGUCCUAUGACUUCUACCGUGGAUUUUCCAGUUUCCCUAGUUUGCGAGAAAAUGGAAACUGAUGUUGCUCAGCAGUGUACAAGAAAGAAAAAGAAAACCCUGGAAGGUGGAAGUGAUCACAACGACACAGUGGCAAUGCAAGAAGUCAACGAAAGUGAAGCAGUUAUUAAGGCUCCCUCCAAAGAACCUUUGCCUAUGUUAGCCUAUCCUGUAUCUCAGUACAUACCAACAGAGGAACUGCUUGAGAAACCUGAUAUUAGUGUUACAACUAAUCCUGAAAUAGAGGAAGCUUGUCCUAUGACUUCUACCGUGGAUUUUCCAGUUUCCCUAGUUUGCGAGAAAAUGGAAACUGAUGUUGCUCAGCAGUGUACAAGAAAGAAAAAGAAAACCCUGGAAGAUGGAAGUGAUCACAACGACACAGUGGCAAUGCAAGAAGUCAACGAAAGUGAAGCAGUUAUUAAGGCUCCCUCCAAAGAACCUUUGCCUAUGUUAGCCUAUCCUGUAUCUCAGUACAUACCAACAGAGGAACUGCUUGAGAAACCUGAUAUUAGUGUUACAACUAAUCCUGAAAUAGAGGAAGCUUGUCCUAUGACUUCUACCGUGGAUUUUCCAGUUUCCCUAGUUUGCGAGAAAAUGGAAACUGAUGUUGCUCAGCAGUGUACAAGAAAGAAAAAGAAAACCCUGGAAGAUGGAAGUGAUCACAACGACACAGUGGCAAUGCAAGAAGUCAACGAAAGUGAAGCAGUUAUUAAGGCUCCCUCCAAAGAACCUUUGCCUAUGUUAGCCUAUCCUGUAUCUCAGUACAUACCAACAGAGGAACUGCUUGAGAAACCUGAUUUCAGUGUUACAACUAAUCCUGAAAUAGAGGAAGCUUGUCCUAUGACUUCUACCGUGGAUUUUCCAGUUUCCCUAGUUUGCGAGAAAAUGGAAACUGAUGUUGCUCAGCAGUGUACAAGAAAGAAAAAGAAAACCCUGGAAGGUGGAAGGUAA